CUUAAAGUGAACUCUGUGAGGGUAAAGUUUGAUAAGGUGCAAAAGAGGUCAGAACUCCCCAACAACACUUCUGGAGAAUGCCUGGCUUCUGUCCCCAGUCUUGUUUACUGUAGUUAUUUCAGUCGAGCUGUAGACAGUGAACAUCCUCCAAUAAUACGUCAUCGCUAACGACAGCCAGUGGCGUUCCAUAUGAAGUAUGGGGUGGAGAAGAAGAUGCACAGCAAAAGGUGAUCAUGCUCAGAAGUUACCCCUGCUGCUAGAGUUACCUCCGAGGUCACUGACUUUCUCAGCAGCAUCCCAGUCAAGGAAAACAAAAUUCUAAAAUGGCAUCGGGAGGCAGUGUGAAGCCAUUUGUCCACUUCAAUGCGAAGCAGGAUGCAGAGUUGCUCUACAAGGCAAUGAAAGGACUUGGAACGGAUGAAGACACCAUCCUUAUGCUCCUGACUUCGCGGUCCAAUGACCAGAGGCAGCAAAUCAAGGCGGCAUACAAGAAAUCCCAUGGCAAGGACCUUGUUAAAGAUUUAAAGUCUGAGCUGGGUGGAAAGUUGGAGGAUCUCCUCCUUGCUUUAAUGGCCCCUCCAGCUUCCUACGAUGCUAAUGAGCUACACAAAGCCAUAAAGGGAACAGGAACGGAGGAUGACGUCCUGAUUGAGAUUCUGGCCUCCAGAGCACCAGAGGAGAUAAUAAACAUCAUCAAGGCAUACAAAAAAGACCACGGCGCCAAGCUGGAGAAGGACAUCAUGGGAGACACGUCAGGCCACUACCAAAGGAUGCUUGUGAUUCUCCUCCAGGCGAACAGGGAGGAAGGAGUGGAUGAGUUGGCAGUGGAGAAGGAUGCAAAGGAUCUGUACUCGGCAGGAGAGGAGAAGUUUGGCACGGACGAGGACAAGUUUAUCAAUAUCCUCGGCAACCGGAGUGUCGAGCACCUGCGUAAAGUGUUUGAAGCCUACAGAAAAGUGGCUGGGUGUGAUCUUGAGGAAAGCAUCAAGGAAGAGUGUACAGGGAACCUAGAGAAGGUGUUGCUGGCUGUGGUGAAAUGUAUCAAAAGUGUUCCUGCCUACCUUGCUGAAUGCGUCCAUGACAGUAUGAGUCGUGCGGGCACGGAUGACGGGACUCUGAUCCGGAUCAUGGUGUCCAGGAGUGAAGUGGACAUGCUGGACAUCCGAGCCCACUUCAAGCGCAUGUAUCGCCAGUCACUUUACACCACCAUACAGGAGGACACAGCAGGGGACUACCAGAAGGCGUUGCUCUACCUGUGUGGAGGAAAUGACUGAUGAAAUGACUUGCCUUUGGGUUUACGUUUGGUCAGUUUGAAGAGAUUCAUUCUGAGCUCACUUUCUGUCUGUCAUUCCAAGUCUUCAAAUACCUCAAAUAUCUUUUAUUGUUUGGUUGCUCUCAGGUGACAGUUGAGUAUUUCAUAAGAAUUUUGAAUUGAGAAAUAAGUGCUUUCUUGGAUGCCUUCCUGUUUGGCUAUGUAUCAUAACAUGAAUGUAUAAUAGUGCAUAUUCAAUUUCCAACAAGUAUUCAAUCGGUUACAGUGAAAUGAUAGCACGUUGUGUUGCAAUCCUGAGUAAACAAAAGCCUUUAACAACUGUGUAUGUAUCAUAUUCUUAUUAUAAGUAUUGAAUAACUAUAUUU
Alosa sapidissima (American shad) is the source of this 1638-nucleotide messenger RNA. RefSeq names its product annexin A5a (gene anxa5a). Lineage: Eukaryota; Metazoa; Chordata; Actinopteri; Clupeiformes; Clupeidae. Gene Ontology annotation, cellular component: cytoplasm. The coding region runs from base 324 to 1274 and encodes 316 amino acids. The transcript is spliced from 14 exons. Gene Ontology annotation, biological process: negative regulation of coagulation. The record is from RefSeq and is a predicted model, not a curated record. Gene Ontology annotation, molecular function: calcium ion binding; calcium-dependent phospholipid binding.